UAGACCCAAAUAUCUGUCUACCAUUGAGUAUUUGUGGCUUCUGUUUUCAUAUAGUGUCUAGCAAAACCAACCACAAAAGAGGCAAGUUCGUUGAGCAUGGGGAAUUUUGAAGGCAAGAAACAAGGAAAGAAAAUUUCAUAAAAAAUAGGUUUUCUCAGUUGUAGCAAAGAGAGGCUCUUCUUCAUACGUUUUGUUUCAGCAACCCAAAACAACACAAAAAAAAAAAAAAAAAUCCUUCUCUUCUCUCUCGGACUCAGAUAAAACCCUCUAUCCCUCACUAUUUCCCUUCACGGCGGCGACCGAAGCGUGUGCUUUCUUCUCUCUCCAUUCCCUCUCUGUUUUUCGCUCAAAUCGCUCAUAAGACCGAAAAGACUCUUUGUCCCUCUCGGACUUCAAUUCCCAUCAAAAGCGAUUCCAUACACUCUCCUUCCGUCCCCCAAACUCUUCGUGUUCUCUUUCUCGCAUUUGGAUUCCUUCAAACGACCACUUAGCAUUGGAAUACAGCCGGCGGUUGAUCGAACGGUUAGGGUUUCUCAGGUUGGAUCAUGUGGUUGGGAUUGCCGGCGCAGAAACGACCUGGCCUCGUGUUUUCCGUCAAUCUUUAAGACGCAAGGGAGCUGGUGGAUUCAUUUUUCAUCUGUGAGUGCAUUAGCAGGACUGAAGCGUUCAAACUUUUUUUUUUCGUUUUUCAAUUGAUUGACUGAAGCAGUGUUUAGUUAUAUUGGGUUCGUAUGUGAAGGAAGAGCUAUAGUUUGAGAAACUAAAGACUAGGGUUAGACUCGAUUAGUUCUGUACAGAUAACAAUUUUACUGAUAAACAUUGGAUGGAGUCAAGAGGAUAAACGGCAAGGGUUAAGCACAUUGGAACAUAUAUUGCUACUUUUGUCUCUGAUCAUGUUUAAUACCCGUAAUGGCAAAAGGUGAACCCACAUUAGUUCCAGAAUGGUUGAAAGGUACAGGAAGCAUAACUGGGGGUGGCAAUACAACCCACCAUUUUGCAUCAUCUUCCACACACUCAGAUGAUCAUGCUGUUGCACUUACCACAAGAAACAGAUUGACUAUGAGCACUGGUGAUUAUGAUACACCUCGAUCUUCUGCCUUUUUGGAUAGGACCUCUUCAGCUUACUUCCGUAGGAGUUCAAGCAGUAAUGGUUCUAUGAUGCAUGAUAAGGAGACAUCCACCUAUUCGCGGUCUUACAGUAGUUUUACUAGGAGUCACCGUGAUAGGGACUGGGAAAAGGAUACCCUUGACUAUCGUGAUAAAGAGAAGUCUAUACUGGGGGAUCACAGGGAUCGUGAUUAUUCUGAUCCUUUGGCAAGCAUUCUGACAAGUAGGRUUGAGAAGGAUACAUUAAGGCGUUCACAGUCAAUGAUAUCGGGCAAACGAGGUGAGGGAUGGUCGAGAAGAGUAGCAGCUGAUACAAACAAUGGCAACAACAAUCACAACAAUGGCAAUGGCUUGCUUGUUGGAGGAAGCAUUGUUAGCAGCAUCCAAAAAGCUGCAUUUGAAAGGGACUUCCCCUCACUUGGAGCAGAAGAGAAACAAGGAGCACUGGAUAUAGGAAGAGUAUCAUCACCUGGCCUGAGCUCAUCAGUUCAGAGCUUGCCAAUAGGUAGUUCAGCUGUUAUUGGGGGCGAUGGCUGGACUUCAGCAUUGGCAGAGGUGCCUGUGAUAAUUGGGAACAAUAGCAUUGGUCCAUCAUCUGUUCAACAAGCUACUCCAGCUAGUUCAACCUCUGGGGCACCAAACUCAUCUACUGGUCUUAAUAUGGCUGAAACAUUGGCUCAAGCUCCUUCACGGACUCGCAUAUCUCCCCAGUUAUCGGUUGAAACUCAAAGGCUUGAGGAAUUGGCUAUCAAACAAUCUAGGCAGUUAAUACCAAUGACACCUUCGAUGCCUAAAACUUCGGCUCUGAAUUCUUCUGAAAAAGCCAAACCUAAGGCAGUGGUCAGAACUGGGGAGAUGGGUAUUUCUGCUAAGACUUCUCAACAGCAGCAACUUCCAUCAUCUCACCUUGUCAACCACUCUUUACGUGGCGGACCUGUGAGAUCUGAUGUUCCUAAGACAUCUCAUGGUGGGAAACUUCUUGUCCUGAAAGCUCCAAGGGAGAAGAAUGGUAUCUCGCCUUCUGCCAAGGAUGGAUUGAGUCCAACAAACGCUAGCAAAGUGGUGAAUAACUCACUCGUCCUUGCUCCAUUAGCUGCAUAUGCUCCUCCUAUGAGGAGCCCAAACAACUCAAAGCUUCCCAAUGAGCGCAAGUCUGUUGCUUCAUCUCUUACCCAUGGAUCUGCUGUGGAGAAGAGACCCACCACAUCUCAAGUCCAAAGUCGUAAUGAUUUCUUCAAUCUCAUGAGGAAGAAAACUUCAGGAAACCUUGCUUCAGCUGUCCCAGAUCCCAGCCCUACUGCAUCAUCAUCUCUCUUAGAGAAGUCAAGUGAACCUACAGAAGUGGUUCCUACUGCUCCAGUUAGCCCUCAGAGUAGUGAUGCCCCUUCAUCAGAACCCUCUGGCCUGGACUGGUCAACUGAGAAUGGGGGUGAUCUUGUCAGCAAUGGUGAUGUCUCCGAGGAGUCCCAAAGAUUUUCUAACAAUGGAGAGAAACGCUCAACAGCUGAUGCAUUUGUUUAUCCAGAUGAGGAAGAGGCUGCAUUCCUUCGUUCACUUGGGUGGGAUGAAAAUGCAGGGGAGGAGGAAGGUCUUACAGAAGAGGAGAUUAGUGCUUUCUACAGAGAGUAUAUGAAAGUGAGGCCAUCCUCCAGACUGUGCCAAGGUGCUCAGCAGCAAACAAAGGUCCCUUUGCCACUUGAGUCACAUGUGGGCAGUUUUAGUGGUGCUGCUUCUGGAUUGAGCUCGUCUGACUCCGAAUCUGAAGCUUAAAUUACCAGUCUUUUUGUACUCUGGAAAAAGGGUACUUCUAUUUCCUUUUUCUUUUUCCAUUACCGUUUUUGGUUGUUGAGAUGGGAAGCCAAGAAGCUGAAUGGAUAUCAAAGAAGAGAUAGAAGGUUGUGGGUAGGAGUUCUCUACCCUUGUUAUUUUCCCAAAGUGAAAGUGCAAUAAGUUACGGGUGCUUCAGUUUUACAGGAAAGACUCAUCUGACAUGCUGUGCCUGCCGUAACUAAAGGUUCUAUGAAGUUUUCAUGGGGAACCGGUGGCUAAAAGGUUAUUUUGGUCUGCAAUGUACGAAGGAAUUGCACAGUUUGGGAAAUCUUUUUUUUUUCCUUUUUUGUUUUUCUGAGGGUCCAAUUCAAGGUAAAAAGCUUUAUGUGUUUCGCUCAAUUUGAUGAAAAAGAAGCAAAAGUUCUUUUAGUUAAGGUUGGCUCUUGGGAAACAUCUAAUUUCUCACAAAUAACAAGGCAAUAGAAAGAAAUGGCUUUUAUUUC
Molecule: messenger RNA, 3380 nt
Organism: Nelumbo nucifera (sacred lotus)
Lineage: Eukaryota; Viridiplantae; Streptophyta; Magnoliopsida; Proteales; Nelumbonaceae
Source: RefSeq, a predicted model, not a curated record